Trypanosoma brucei brucei TREU927 is the source of this 687-nucleotide messenger RNA. RefSeq lists its product as hypothetical. Lineage: Eukaryota; Euglenozoa; Kinetoplastea; Trypanosomatida; Trypanosomatidae. The transcript has a single exon. The record is from RefSeq and is a predicted model, not a curated record. Bases 1 to 687 code for a protein of 228 amino acids.
AUGGAGGUUAAGAUUGGAAAGGAUGUUGCGCUGCUUACGGCACAUAAGACGUAUCGUGAUGACGGAGAAGACAUGGUGAAAGCGGUGGCGACGUAUGUGCCUUUCAUGAACUAUGUGGCUGCGUGUGAGUCAAGUGGGCUGGUGCCUUCUGCGUUUCUCGUACGCAACGUCCGACACAUUGCACGGCGUGUUGUAGGGGUUAUUAUGGACGUGGAGUGUAACACACCCACUGGAAAAAUUGUUCAACCUGUCGAGAUGUCUGAUUUUUCUCCCGCAAUACUUCUGCCUGUUGUCAUUGUGGAGACUGUGAGGUACGCCCUACUUCUUCAACGCCGUUGCGUAGCCGUCGGAUGUGGCCUCACCACCGAGGCAUUCUGCGGUGCGAAAGACAGUGGUGACAACAUAACGUGGCAAAACCACGAACUCCUCACUUCUGCUGGAUUUGACCUAAGGGAUGUGAGAAAGUUGGGGUUUGGUGAAUACUCUGUGGGAAACGAGGGUUUGCCGCCAUACACGUUGCACACCAUUAAGAAGGGGAUGUCGUCUGAAGAGUUUGAGCAGCUUCAGAAGAUUUCCGCAGGGACGGCAGAUGCCUCACUUUUCGCGGUGCGUUUAGAGGAUGUCAUGUCUUCUGUAAACGACGCUAAGGCGGGUCUUGCGGCGUCUGUAUUACUGCUUGAGUCAUAA